Messenger RNA from Phytophthora infestans T30-4, 1425 nucleotides. Its product is annotated as serine protease family S10, putative. The record is from RefSeq and is a predicted model, not a curated record. NCBI's taxonomy places the organism in Eukaryota, Oomycota, Peronosporomycetes, Peronosporales, Peronosporaceae. Gene Ontology annotation, molecular function: serine-type carboxypeptidase activity. The transcript has a single exon. Gene Ontology annotation, biological process: proteolysis. The coding region runs from base 1 to 1425 and encodes 474 amino acids.
AUGCGUCGAUUCCUGCUCUCGUUGGCGCUGCUGGCAUGCACCGCCUCCGCCUCUUCUCUCAAUGCCACCAGCUACAGCCUCACUAUGAACUCGGUGGACGAGGAUUUUUGUGACUCGACCAAGCAGUUGAGUGGCUACUUCAAGAUAACAGGCUCCAAGUCGAAGAACUACUUUUACUGGUUCUUCGAAUCACGCGGCAGUCCCUCGACCGAUCCGCUGAUCAUCUGGCUUACUGGCGGUCCUGGAUGCAGCUCCAUCUUGGCUUUACUGCAGGAAAACGGCCCGUGCUCCGUGAACGACGACUUGUCACUCAAGAAGAAUCCGUAUUCGUGGAACGAGCGUGCCAAUGUCAUGUGGAUCGACCAGCCCGUGGGUGUGGGCUUCAGCUACGGAGACAGGCGUGAAUACGACACGUCAGAGAAGGAGGUGGGCGACGACAUGUUCCACUUCCUGCAAGAAUUCUUCAAGGCCUUGCCAGAGUAUCAAAAACUCCCCUUCUACGUCUUCGGAGAGAGUUACGCCGGCCACUACGUGCCCGCGAUCGCUCACAGAAUCUUUACUGGCAACCAGCAAAAGGAGGGACCUGUGGAAAUUAAUUUGAAGGGCUUUGGAAUUGGGAACGGCCUCACCGACCCUGAAGUGCAGUACAAGUACUACCCGGACAUGGCCUACAACAAUACAUACGGCGUCAAGGCUGUGUCGUAUCCCGUGUACGUGGCAAUGAAAGCUGCGGUGUCACCCUGCGUGGGUAUGAUUUACAGCUGCCAAACGACAAAAGCAGCGUGUCUGGCAGCUCAGGCAUUCUGCAAUGCCGCUCUUGUUGCUCCCUAUUCUGUGUCGGGGCUGAAUGUGUACGAUGUGAGGUCCAAGUGCGAACAUCCUCCGAUGUGCUACGACUUCAGUCAUGUUGAGAAGUUCCUGAGACUGAAGAGCACGUUGAAGAAGCUGCAUGUGAGCCCCAAGAGCGCCAAGUGGCAGAGCUGCAACAUGGAAGUCCACGCGGGCUUUUCGUUCGACUGGAUGAAGAACUUUCACCAGCUGGUGCCGCCCAUGCUUGAAGCUGGAAUUAGGGGCUUGGUGUAUGCCGGUGACGCCGACUUCAUUGUGAACUGGAUGGGAUGCAAGGCCUGGACUUUGGAGCUGCCAUGGAGCAAGCACGAAGAGUUCCUGGCUGCAGAAGACAAGGAAUGGCUCGUGGACGGCAAGAAGGCUGGCCGCAUCCGUCAGGUCGGACCUUUUGCCUUCCAGCAAGUGUACGAGGCGGGCCACAUGGUGCCACUCGAUCAGCCCAAAAACGCGCUAGCGCUGCUCAAGGCGUUUACUUUGCCCGGGGAGCAAGAGGAUAACGUUGCGGAAGGAGCUGAACAGCAGUCGUGGGACAAGGAAGCCAUGAUCAAGGACGAAAGCGUCAUGAGCAUCAUGUAA